Didymodactylos carnosus is the source of this 339-nucleotide messenger RNA. The record is from the annotation of a GenBank genome assembly. NCBI's taxonomy places the organism in Eukaryota, Metazoa, Rotifera, Eurotatoria, Philodinida, Philodinidae.
AUGCCCAAACCGUCAAGACGUCGUUCUCAUUGCAAAUCGCUGAUUCAAAGACGUUAUUCACAGGAAAGUGUAAAUACUGAAAGUGAUAGUUCUGAGUCAAAUGAAGAACUACAAAUGCAAGUUGAUGCUAGUGAAAAUAAAGAACCAUUGGAUUUUAAAAACAGAGUAAAUCGUAACGAUAUGUCUGAUUUAUUCGAAUUGUGUCAAUCGAAAUGUCCGAGAAAAUAUAUCAGUGUUCUGUUAUAUAUGACAAUGCGUUAUUUUGGCGUUAAAUGGGAUGAUUGCAAUGAUUUCUUAAUCGAACUUGGAGGAACAAAUGGUAAAACAGCUCAUAAAUGA